UCAAAGUUUGUUAUGAAAACAUUUUUUUGUUUGUAAGAUUUCUUUUACAAAAUGUCAAAGAUACUAUAAUUAAAAUAAUACAAAUGCAUCAAAAAUUAAUGAAGACUGAAUAAAGAACUCUCUAUCCAAAAAUCGACCUGUGUUUUAGACUUCCCCUCAGAAAUCAGUCGAUUGAAAGUUUGUUUAUGUUUGUGUACAGUGGUUGCUAUUGAAAAAUCAAUAACGAUGCAAUCAAGUUGAGAAGCCAAUGGCGGGUGUACGAAGUUUAAAACUUGUUUCAACUUGUUGAUUAUUGAUGUAAAAUUGUCGUCUGAUUUGUUUUGAAGAGGACGAUUCUGUAGAAAUAAAAGAUGACAGAAAAACUGGCUGAUUCUGACAUUGAUCAAUUCAUCAGAGAACAGAAAAAUAGACUAGCUUUAGAAAAACGAGAAAUGGAUGCUGAGGUAGAAUAUCAGAGAACAACCCGGAGAAGAUGGGCUGAACCUGAUAAAGAAAAUAUUGAUUUUUAUGACAAAAAAGAGCCUGAUACACGAGCCGACCUUCGGCGUCCCGAGACCCCAGCUAGACAGGGUUAUCCAGUCGAUAAUAGACAAGUGAUUAAACAACGUAAACAAUUAUCAGAACAGAGGAAACUAGAGUACAAUGCUUAUUUAAAGAGUCACACAAACAAUCGUAGAAAACCACGAAAUUUGACACCAACUCAGAAAAGUAUCCAGGUUGGGAACCCCAAUGAUAGAACAAAGGAGAUAUUAAAUACAGAGAGAAGGAAUGAUUAUAAUGAAUAUUUAAAUAGGGAAAAGAGAAAACCCAGAAAAUUUCCAGGGAGAAAAACUCCACUCCCAGAAACCAGACGUGUUCCUUAUGAACCCAGACCUCAAGAGAGGAAAUUCUAUGAUCCACAGUUAAAAUAUUCUGAUGAAAUGCCUCAGAAUGUUGACUUAAGAUUGAGGCUUGAGUUGGAUUCAUCUGAUGAAUAUUAUCCGGUUGAGACCGAGACUCCCAAAGCAGCAAGUCUUCCGAUUGGUCAAUAUGAGAUACAGCGUAGAAAACAAGCUCCAGAAAUAAAACGUCGAUAUCGCGCUGAUUUAGAAAAGCAACUGCGAGAGAAAGAACAAAUAAACAGAAACAGAUCUGGAAAUAAACAGAGACUAGACUAUGGAAAGGCUAGACAGGAUGCGUUUAAAAGACAGAUGAGAGUUCAAGGAAGUCCAAGAAAAUCUGCCGAGAAGUUUGAUGACAUGAGAAGGCCCCCAGCUGAUUAUAGAAAUAUUAAAACUUAUACAGAAUAUAAUAACUCACAAUCUAAAUAUACAUUUAGGAACCAAUAUGAUUAUGAACAGUGGCAGAAAAAACAAUUAGCAGCCUUGAAUAGUAUCGAAAGACGUCAACAAGAAUUGCGUCAUAAAUUAGAACGUGAUCAAACAAUAAGAGAACUGGAACGAGAUUUGCUUCCUCAAGAUGAUUGUGAAGUUGACAUUCAAACUCAGAGACUGUUAGAGAAAAAUCGCAGUCCAAGUCCCCAUGUUGAUCCUCCUUUAUAUGAUCCUAUUGAUGCUGAAGAACUUCGCCAGUCUGCCAGAGAAAGUCCUGAACGUUUACUGAUACCAGAUAAUUUAUCAAAAGAAAGAGCUGAUAAAUUACGUAGAGAGCGACAACAAGACUAUCAGGAUAUGAUGGCACAGAAACAAAGUUCACCAAGAAGACUGUUUGACCAGGAAGAUCAACAAGGGUGGGGGAUAUUUGGUGAAGGGAACUAUCUUGAAAGUUUGAAAAAACCUAAAACGCCUAAACCUGCAGUUAUCACAUCCCCCCAGAAUCAACAAAAUAAAGAGAAUAUGAGAAACCAACAAAAUGGUGGCAUGAAAUCACAAGGGAGUGGCAGACGCAUGUGGAAAGAGGAUUCCAGUUUAGAUUUCUUUAGUAGUAACCGUCCUGAACAACGUCGUGUACCUGCUGAUAAAUUCAAUGAAUUUACCAAAGGCUCUCGACGUACUCCUGCUGAACAAAAUGGAUAUGUCCCUUCUCAGAUGCAGAAUAAACCGAAAGCUGAGCCGAUGCCAGUCGGUGGUCAUAGAGUUGAUGAAGAGCGACGUCAAGAAUAUCAGGAAAUGUUGAAAUCAAAAUCAACUCCCAGAAAUCGUCGCUAUAAUGAAAAUGAGACAGAUGAAUUCAUGAGUAACAAAUAUGAUAAACCAAAAGUUCAAGGAAAGGGUGAUCUAGAUGAUUUCAUUAAAUCUGGUCCUUCACCUAGAGCUGCACCUAGCAACCAAUCUCCUGUCCAAUCACAACCAAGCUAUCGAAAUCAACAUCCUGACAUGGAACGUAAGGAAGAAUAUAACAAUUUGAUCAAAAAUUCUAGCAAACCCAAAAAACUCUACAAAGAGCCUUCAAAAGAUGAUUUCUUUGACUUUGAUCGAAUUCAACGAAACAACCCAUCAGUGAAGCAACCUCGAGAACGAGCUCCUGUUGACGAGGAAAUGAAACGAGAAUACAAUGAAAAUAUCAAAAACAACCCAAAACCAAUUCUCAAACCUUAUCGAGAAAAUUCAUCAGAUGAUUUUCUGAAAUAUGGUGGCCCUCAACGACGAGUGAACAACAACUCUACCCGAGUCCCAACCAGUGAAACAUUUCACAACCAGGAAAAGGAAUACCAAGCUAAAGUAAAAGGAGGACAGACUCCUCGACGAAGAACCUGGCGAGAACCAACAAAUGAUAAUUUCUUUGAGACCACUGAUAAAUAUCAACAAGCACCAAAGAAAUUUUCUUCUGGUUCAGAUAUUUUGUAA
Lottia gigantea (owl limpet) is the source of this 2786-nucleotide messenger RNA. RefSeq lists its product as hypothetical. The transcript has 13 exons. The coding region runs from base 351 to 2786 and encodes 811 amino acids. The record is from RefSeq and is a predicted model, not a curated record. Lineage: Eukaryota; Metazoa; Mollusca; Gastropoda; Lottiidae.